ACGCUCUCAAAAGGGCUCACUUCGCAAUUCAUCAUCCAGAGAAGACUUCGAGGGUAACAAUGCUUCCGUCUUUUGCGGAUCUCCUUCCUAUACCAGAAGAGCGUCUGCCGACCUACGUCGUGGCCGCGCUCGUGCUCUAUCUAUCUCUCCGUCCGCUCUUCAAUGUGGAUAGAGCGCUCGCCAAGAUCUGGCCGUCGCUGGUGCUUCUCUUCGCCUACUACCGCUACCGUCUGGCCGUCACUUUAUCGCCCACGAGUUUCUUCCUCCAGCUCUGGACGGCAGCACAGCAACGCGCCCCCGUCGUCGAGGCAGUCUUCAGUGACACGCUGGUGCUCGUGCUGACCGCAACUGCCUUCUCCACCGCUGUACAAACCGUCCGCCAUAUGCGCUACGUAUCUCGCAAGAAUCUGCUCAACGUGGUGGGCGGCGCGGUGCUUAAUGCGCUCAAGCAAUUGCCCAUCAUAUCCACCAAAGUAGCAGACGAGAUGCGCAAGAUCGAGGGCGAGGUGGAGCACUCGCUUAAGGGCAACGACCCACUCUCUGCCAAGAUGGAGAAGCUUCGCGCUUUGCCUGAUAAAGGGAUGGACGACAAUAAACUACUGGCAUUAAUGGAAGAUCUAGCAGGCAACAGCGACGACAAGUGGAGAGACGGACUCGUGUCUGGCGCUGUAUACCACGGCGAGAAAGAGCACCUGGACGUGCUAAACAAGGCGUAUGCGCUAUUCGCCGUAACUAAUCCGCUACACGCUGACUUGUGGCCGGCGGUGAAUAAGUUCGAGGCUGAGGUGAUUGCCAUGACUGCAGGAAUGAUGAACGGAGGUCACCCUGAGGUCUGUGGAACGCUCAGCUCUGGCGGCACGGAGAGCAUCUUCCUCGCGACCAAGACACACCGCGACUACUACCGUCACAAACACGGGAUUACCAACCCCGAGAUCAUUGCGUGUGUGACGGCACACGCUGCUAUUGACAAGGCCUGUGAGAUCCUGGGUAUUAGGCUCAUCAAGGUGCCGAUGGACCCCAAGACGCUCAAGGUGGACCUGAACGCGGUGCGCUGGAGCAUCUCGGCCAAUACGAUCAUGCUUUACAGUAGUGCACCAAACUUCCCUCACGGUAUGAUCGACGAUAUUGAAGCGCUUUCGAGGCUGGCGGUGCAGAACGACGUCGGUCUCCAUGUUGACUGCUGUCUGGGAGGAUUCGUGCUGCCAUUUGCGCGUCAAUUACGUAAGGACAUCCCGGUGUUCGACUUCGCACUGCCAGGCGUGACCAGUAUGUCGUGUGAUACACACAAGUACGGCUACGGCUCCAAGGGCACAUCUGUGGUGCUGUACAAGAACCCAGAGAUUCGACGAUUCCAGUACUUCUCGUACGCAGAUUGGACGGGUGGACUUUACGCGACGCCCACGCUUGCAGGCAGUCGUCCUGGUGCACUGAGCGCUGCGGCUUGGGCAUCCAUGGUGCGUCUUGGACGUGAAGGAUAUCUUGAGAAGACGAAGGGCAUCUUGGACACUGUGGACGAGAUUAAGGCUGGUAUCAAACGUAUCGAUGGCAUCCACUUACUGGGAGAUCCGAAGGCGAUGGUUGUGAGCUUUGCAGGUGACAAGGGUGUGAACGCACUCAAGGUCAGCGAUGCGAUGGCGAAGCACGGCUGGAGUCUCAGUCCGCUGCAGCAUCCAACGUCUGUGCACUUGUGUGUUACUGUUCGCCACAUUGGCAAGGCGAAGAAGUUCUUGAGUGCACUUGAAGAAGCUGUGAACCAAGUGAAGCAAGAUCCCAAUCCGUCACCCGAGGGUGGCAGUGCCAUUUAUGGUAUGGCCUCCAGCUUGCCAUCGGGACCCGUGGACGAUCUUCUUCGUAUCUACACCGACAUCACGUUGAAGGUCUAAGAGAUCAACAAUGGACUGUGAGGUGCACAUUUGUUUCGUUUAAUAUCAACAAGUUGCAGGUGUUUUAUUUUAUGAUAACGAUCUAUUUUAUCAGGUUAAUGGGGGUAAAUCCACGGCGAUUUUGUUCAGUUGCUGACCUGGAAAAAGCGGUUUGCGUAUCUUUGGCCCUGCCUUUGAUUUCGGUUUGUCAG
Molecule: messenger RNA, 2074 nt
Organism: Phytophthora nicotianae INRA-310
Lineage: Eukaryota; Oomycota; Peronosporomycetes; Peronosporales; Peronosporaceae
Exons: 1
Coding region: 60-1883 (607 amino acids)
Biological process (GO): carboxylic acid metabolic process; sphingolipid catabolic process
Cellular component (GO): endoplasmic reticulum
Molecular function (GO): pyridoxal phosphate binding; sphinganine-1-phosphate aldolase activity
Source: RefSeq, a predicted model, not a curated record